AUGCCUGAUUGUCAUCAUUUCCUCCUUAACUCAUCCGCCGUGAACGACUUCGACUUAAUUCUAUUACAGGAACCGUGUAUCAACAAGUAUGGUCUCACCCGCGCUCCGUCAAGCCACUACGUGUCGUACCCACAUCCCCAUGCCUCGGACCGGUCCAAAGCUGCCCGUGCAGUCACCUUCAUCAGCAAGGCGGUCGACACCAACUCUUGGGAAACACUACCUUUCCCCAGUCUCGACGUCUCGGCAAUACUGCUGAAAGGCGACUUCGGACGCCUGACGAUCUUCAACAUAUACAACGACUGCAACCAUUCUGAGACGCUCCAUCUUAUACGCUCGUUUAUACAUGACCACGCUGAUUACAUCCUACCAGAUGAGCGAUCGUACUUAUUAUGGGCGGGCGACUUUAACCGCCACCAUCCGGAUUGGGACGACUUGGCCAGCCACCACCUCUUCACGCCUGGCAACACACGCGAUGCUGAGAUCCUUCUAACACUCGCAUCGGACCACGACAUGGAGAUGGCUCUUCCACCGGCGAUCCCCACCCUUCAACUGGGCAGCACAGGACGAUGGUCACGCCCAGACAACGUGUGGAUAUCCUCCGCAUUGCGAGAUGCAGUAACGCUGUGCGACACGGAUCCAUCCAACCGCGGUUUCUCCGACCACCUCCCCAUCUAUACCAUCAUCGACAUACCAAUCGACACUUACGAACCACCACCCACACGCAACGCUCGCCUAGCCGACUGGGACAAUAUCCGAACGUAUGUGAAAGAGCGGCUGGAACAGGAGGAGCUCCCGGGAGAGAUUGGCUCGCAGGAAGAGUUCACCGCGUUUGUUGACAUGAUAACGCGUGUACUUCAGGGAGCGUGCGAAGCGCACAUCCCGUUGGCGAAGGCGCGCUCCCACAUCAAGAACUGGUGGACGGCCGAGCUCAAGGCGCUCAACCUGAAGACGCGGAAGAUCUGCCGCGAAUCGCACAAGUGGCGUGGCAUACGCGAACACCCAUCGCACGCGGCGCGCAAGGCCGCCGAGCGCGAGUAUCGCCGGGCAAUAUACAUGGCAAAGAAAACCAACUGGGAGGAGUGGCUGGAAGAAGUGGGAGAGGACGACAUAUGGACGGCGAACAAGUUCGCAAAGGCCGAAGCGACGGAUGGAGGUGCAGCGUCGAUCCCGACGCUGAAACGCACGGUCGCGCCGGGUGUUGAAGAAGCAGCGGCGACAAACGAGGACAAGAGUGCCUUCCUCGCGGCGACGUUCUUCCCGGCACCCCCAGCGGAUGCGGCGGUCCCACCGGAUACGGUAUACCCGCAGCCGCUCACUGCAGAUGCGACGAUCUCUGAAUCAACGGUCUUACGUCACCUGGCGCGUUUGAGCCCAUACAAAGCGCCCGGACCGGAUGGAAUCCAGAACAUCGUACUAACGAAGUGUGCAGACAUUAUCGCGCCAUGGCUGGUAGCCGUGUACAAUGCCGUUCUGCGCCAUGGCUACUACUACGCGGGUUGGAAGGAGUUUACGACGGUCGUCCUGCGAAAACCGGACAAGCCGAACUACGCCGUCUCGAAAGCGUAUCGGCCCAUAGCGCUCUUGUGCACGAUGGCUAAGGUUCUGACAGCUAUCGUCACCGAGCAGCUGACGUACCUUAGUGAACAACACGGACUUCUCCCGCCAGCGCAAUUCGGCGGGCGACCGGGCCGCACCACCACCGACUCGAUGCAUGUCCUCAACGACAUCAUCACAUCGGCGUGGGCCAAGGGAAAAGUAGCAUCGGUGCUAUUCCUCGAUAUCGAGGGUGCAUUCCCUAACGCGGUACCGGAGGUCCUGAUCCAUGACCUCAAGAUGCGCAGGGUCCCGUCGUACAUCGUCAACUUCGUGCAGCUCCUCCUUGAAGGACGCAGCACUCAAUUGAAGUUCGACGGAUACGAGUCCAUGGCCUUCCCAGUACUCAAUGGCAUCCCCCAGGGCGACCCUAUGUCCCUGAUCCUCUACCUCUUCUACGGUGCUGACCUCCUACGUGUACCUAGGGGAUCUAAGGAGCGGGUAGCCGGGUUUGUGGACGACUCCGCACUAGUCGCCGUUGGCGACACCUUCGACGAGACGCACGCGAUACUCCAGGACAUGUACGAGCGUAGAGGGGGUGCCCGGGAGUGGGCGGCUAAGCAUUUCUCACGAUUUGAAACCUCUAAGUUUAAGCUUAUGGACUUCUCCAGACUGCCGAUGCGUCGUCCCGAACUGCAGCUCGGCGAUGUCACCAUCCAACCCAUACACACACAUCGCUUCCUCGGAGUUAUAUGGGACGACCAGCUCAAGUGGACGGACCAGACCAACAGUGCUGUGGCGAAAGGGCGCAAAUACGUACUCGCGAUCCGCCGGCUCGCACGCAUCAAGCGCGGAUUGCGACCGAAGUUCGUACGCCGUCUCUAUAUUAGCGUGGCUAUCCCCAAGAUGCUGUAUGCUGUGGACAUAUGGUGCCUACCAAUUCCAAAGGACAUACCGUGUGCUCGGCCGACCAUGGCAGCACGUCGGGGCUCCCUCGGCGCCAUACGUCGUCUCUCAGCAAUACAGCGCAUAGCUGCACUAACAAUAACAGGCGGUCUACGAUCAUCACCCAAUGACGUACUCGACAUACACGCCAACCUCCUCCCAAUGCGUUUGCUUGUCGCUAAGCACUGUUUCCGCGCUCUGACGAGGAUCUCCGCACUUCCCGAGACUCACCCACUUUUUCCCAUAGCUGAGUCUAGUGCUGCGACAUUCCCGAGCAAGUACCGGAGCCCACUGCAGUACCUCUACCACUUCUUCCCGGAAGUCACCCCUCAUCGAGUCGAAGACAUUAUCCCGAUGCGCCACGACCCCGCCCGUACUGACCUCGCCUUCACGACGUUCAUUGCAGAGUCGCGCGAAGAAUCACAGACCGACAACAACACAUUGGAAUCCGUUAUCCGGACGAACCACCACCACCACCAAAAUUCCCACGGUAAAGGAGCAAGCUACGAACGCCGGAGAAGGAGGAACCGCAGAGGACGGCGACGUGAGGGGUGGAAAAAGGGAAAAGGCACAUAG
Messenger RNA from Peniophora sp. CBMAI 1063, 3054 nucleotides. Lineage: Eukaryota; Fungi; Basidiomycota; Agaricomycetes; Russulales; Peniophoraceae. The record is from the annotation of a GenBank genome assembly.